UUGGCUGUACCAGAUGUCCCGUUGGAAGAGACACCGAAGGACAAUAGAAACACCGUGCCAAGCCCAACGCCAAUAAAGCUGGAGAAGAGGAGUAGGAAAGUAACUUUCAUCGAAAUUCGACAUCUUCGACACAAUCUUCUCUACAGAUUUAAAUGA
Molecule: messenger RNA, 156 nt
Organism: Caenorhabditis briggsae
Lineage: Eukaryota; Metazoa; Nematoda; Chromadorea; Rhabditida; Rhabditidae
Exons: 2
Source: RefSeq, a predicted model, not a curated record